UUUUUGUGCUUGAGAUAAAAGGCUACUGAUAAAAUUGUAGAGAAGAGUUUUCAUUCACAUCUUGUUGAAAUUUUUCUACUCGAGUAACUUCGAUAAAAUAUUGACCGCUUUCAACCUGCCAUUUUAUUGUGCCUGAGGUGCUUUGAUAAACAAACGAGUUUGUUCGAGAGAAUCUAGAAAGAGACGCGUCCAUCAGGAAGACAUUUGGACGAGGAAACAAUUUUUCUCGUUUCAUGUUGAGUGACUGAACAAUGGCCUUCGUGGGAACUCUGUAUACAUUGUUGCUCGCAGGAGUGGUCUUAGGACAAAGCGCACACGCGCGUCACUACGGGAGAAUAAGAGAAAGAAGAGAAGCUGAGUAUAAAGUCGAGGUCACUACCGGUGUGAAAGAUGGAGCAGGAACGGAUGCUAACGUUUUUAUCACCAUUUACGGGUCUAACGGACAAUCAAUGGAAAAGAAACUUAAGGGAAAAUUUUUUGAAAACAACUUCGAGAAAGGAAAAGUCGACAACUUUGACCUGCAAUUAGCGGACGUUGGUGAAAUAAAAAAGAUAAAAAUAAGGCAUGAUAAUUUGGGAUUCAUGCCAGCAUGGGAUCUUGCGAAGGUCACAAUUAAAGCUCCGGGCGGAAAGAUUUAUAUAUUCCCUUGUGGCUGUGAUCUUAAAACAGGGUCUUUGUCCAGAGAGUUAUUUCCCGCUGGACAAGAAUCAAGUCAAAUACCUGAGGCGGUAGGAGGCUGUGAUGGUGCCGUGUUUAAAGAUGCUUCCCACUGUUGGCCGUUCAACGAAGCUCAAAGUGACUCAUCUCCAGAUCUUAAAGGAAGUUUCCCUGCUCAACUGAAGGAUGGAGCUGGAAUUGUUGACUCGAAAUCAAGAGGAAAAGUCGCUUCCACACUAGCGCAAAAUAGCUGGAUUAAUUUGGGUGAUUUUAACGACCGGUGUCUCAGUAACCCUAAUUUGUGCAUGGACGGAGUUACCGUGAUAUUCUGGGCAAAAAUAGACCAAUCAGCUGUCUCGAAGAAUCCUCAACUUCCAAAAUACGUGUUUUCAAGCGGAGGAGCAGACAAAAGGUCUCGAGGGUUUGCACUCUUCCAUGAAAAUGGCAUGUUUAUCCUCAGAGCUGUGGCUGCUCAAAAGAAAUGGAGGUUGACAAUAGAAAACGGGAAAAUACCGCUUAAUUCCUGGUUUUCAUUCGCUUUCACUUGGAAAAAAGGAGAGGGGCUUAAAUACUUCAUCAAUGGGCAAGAGGGUGGUUCCAAGCUCGACGGAGAACAACUUCAAGAAGUCAGUGGAAAAGAAUUCAACGACCUCAGGAUAAGUAAAGCAAAUAGCAACAAUCUUGUAGAGGAGAUGCUACCGUUGAAGUUCGACCAGCUCGUUACAUGGACUAGAGUUUUACAACCUCAUGAGAUAAGCAUGGCUUUCGAUCAGGGUGGCGGGAAACCAGCAAAUGAAGGACAGCAAGGCAAUCCACAAGCUUGCGAGCCUAACCCUUGCCUCAAUGGAGGGUCUUGUCAGCUCGAUGUUGACAGCCCUGACAGUUUUGUCUGCAAAUGUCCACCAAAAUUCAGUGGAAACAAAUGUGAAAUCAACGAAGAACCGGAGUCACAGAGCACUCCAGCUACAUCUGCAACACCUACAACUGCCACUCCAAGUAAAUCUCCAGGUGUUCCAAGGGGAGCAGCAACUGCUGGAACACCCACCACUGGCAGUCCUACCAGUGGGGUUUCUUCUACUGCAGCUUCUACCACUGCAGCUUCUACCACUGCAGCUUCUACAACUGCAGUUUCUACCACCCGAGCGCCUACCACCGGAGCAUCUACCGCCGGGGCAUCUACCACUGUGGCAUCUACCACCGGGGCAUCUACCGCCGGGGCAUCUACCGCCGGGGCAUCUACCGCCGGGGCAUCUACCACCGGAGCAGCUACCGCCGGAGCAACUCCUACUGGAACAGCGACCACUGCAGCUCCUACAACAGGUGCCGGUAGUUCAACGUCCGCAGCCUCUAGCCAAGGUAAUAUUUCUGUUAUGUAUAAGGUCCAGAGGUGGAUAGGAGAAUCCUUCAUUUUAAUUAGUCAAGAAGUCUCGAUUACGGGAGGUGGUUACUAAGCUGAGAUAAGCUGAGCCAUAUAAGAUAUAAAACCGGAAAAAAAAUAUUUUGUUGUCAAUCAACCCAGUUGAAGCGCACUUUUCUCUCGAACCAUAAAAUAUCAUGCGACGAGUUUCAGAACUGUAUACAGAAAACUCAGUAACGCCUUAGGACAACAAUAGCUUAAACCUUGGAAUUGUACGUGAUAAGGACUUGAUUAUUGAGACCGCAGCAAAACCACAGAUGAAGGCCGGUUCGAACUUGUUGAGGAAAGCUUAUUUUUCAUUUAUAUUGUUUUAUAGACAUUUAAAUGUCAACAGUUUAGUACAAAAUUAUUUGUCAUGGCAAAACUAGCUUGAUUUGACUCAGAAAAGCUUAAGUAUGUUUCAGUGUAAAAUUCAAAAACUCAAAGCGUCGUUACGUGUUUAAAAUAUCAGUCGCAAAUAUCGUUCAAUUUUAAAGCAGCCGCAGAAAAGUUCAAAGUUAAAGAAAAGAACAAGAAAAAAAAAAUAGAAUGCCUAUUUUACACAGAUAAUGAUUGGCCCCACGAGCAACAGUGACUCCUCAAUGCUCCGAAAGAUGAUUUUCCCAUUAUGGCGCAAAAUUCUGUGAUAUCCAUCUCUGGUCCCUAUAUUACAUAACAGUUAUUCACCUCGACUGCAUGAGAUGCCUGGUAACUCAUAAGCACAUUGGGAACAAGGCCAAACAGACUGAAGACGAUAUCACACACGCUGAAUUUGACUUGACUGCGACAGUGAUGACUGCAUGAUACUGGGUUGUUAACGAAGAGAGGAUGUGGAUUCAUUCUUUCGACAUUCAAUUCACGCCUCUCUAGUGCUUCUUUUUAGCAUUACUCAUUUUCCUUACAAAAGAUUGC
Molecule: messenger RNA, 2965 nt
Organism: Orbicella faveolata
Lineage: Eukaryota; Metazoa; Cnidaria; Anthozoa; Scleractinia; Merulinidae
Molecular function (GO): protein binding
Source: RefSeq, a predicted model, not a curated record